Messenger RNA from Talaromyces stipitatus ATCC 10500, 2781 nucleotides. Its product is annotated as acetoacetyl-CoA synthase. Gene Ontology annotation, biological process: lipid metabolic process. Gene Ontology annotation, molecular function: acetoacetate-CoA ligase activity. Lineage: Eukaryota; Fungi; Ascomycota; Eurotiomycetes; Eurotiales; Trichocomaceae. Gene Ontology annotation, cellular component: cytosol. The record is from RefSeq and is a predicted model, not a curated record. Bases 1 to 2106 code for a protein of 701 amino acids. The transcript is spliced from 5 exons.
AUGGCGGCUAUAGUAGACACUCCCCGCAAGCUCUGGGAGCACCCAAAUCCCCAGUCGACACGAAUGGGACAAUUCAAGUCCAAGAUAGAAAAGUCCAAGGGAAUUCAGUUUGCUAACUACGAUGCCCUCUAUCAAUGGUCAAUCCAGAACCGCUCUGAAUUCUGGAGCAACGUCUGGGAAGAAUUGCCUCUAAUUCACGAAGGGCAACAUACAAGAGUUGUUGAUGAAUCCGCCCCAAUUCAAAGCAACCCAGACUGGUUCCCAGGUGUACGGAUCAAUUUCGCAGAGAACGUUUUGUUCAGUGCACAAAGCUAUGCAGAUGCAAAAGCUGGUGUGCGAUCCAUAGUUGGAAAGGAGGAUUCGAAGAUUGCUGUACACGAGGUUGUAGAGAGCGACCUCCAGUCACCGAGGGACUACACAUGGGGUGAGCUAAGACAGCAAGUUGGGCUUUAUACACAGGCGCUUAAGGCUGCGGGUGUCAAGCGGGGAGAUCGAGUUGCUGUUGUGACUGGCAAUAACAUUAAUUGCCUUGUACUAUUUCUUGCAACGACAUCUCUCGGAGCUUUGAUUUCGACAACGUCGUCGGAUACUGGCACGAAAGGAAUCCUAGACCGUCUGACGCAGAUCAAACCAACCCUACUCUUUGUGGACGAUGCAGCCGUCUACAAGGGCCAGAUAGUCGAUCUGCGCGGUAAGAUCUCUGAAGUCAUCAACGGACUUCAGGGUAUAUCCGAGUUCAAAGGAGUUAUUGCAUUGCCCAGAUUGCGUGACCAGCCCAGAGAUAUCACAGGUAUUCCACGUACCCAACUCUUGAAAGAUUUCCUUUCAAAAGCACCUUCCGACAAAUUGGAAUUUGUUCGCGUAGGAUUUCGUGAUCCGUUCUUGAUCGUGUACUCGUCCGGCACGACGGGUCAGCCCAAAUGCAUUGUCCACUCGACAGGAGGAGUGUUGAUCAACUUAGCCAAGGAGUCGAUAUUACAUCGAGACAUGGGACCAAACAGUACCAUAUUGCAGUAUACGACCACUGGGUGGAUCAUGUAUUUGACUUCAGUGGCUUCUCUGCUUUCAGGGUCCAAGAUCAUCCUAUACGAUGGAAGUCCGUUUGCGCCAGAUGCAGGCUUUCUCAUCCGUCUGGCUGGAGAGCAAAGAGUAACGCACUUUGGCAUAUCGCCUCGCUACCUGCAAGAACUACGCAAACAAAAAAUCCAACCACGAAAAAUAGCUGAUCUGAGCAGUCUCUACAUUGUUUCAAGUACCGGCAUGGUCCUAGCAGAUUCCUUGUUCGAAUGGUUCUACGAUGAAGGCUUCCCGGCUCACGCACACCUCGGAAAUAUCUCUGGCGGAACUGAUAUUGCAGCCUGUUUUGCAAUAGACAACCCGCUCAGCCCACUGUAUGUUGGAGGAUGUCAAGCUGCUGGACUGGGUGUGCCGAUUGCAGUAUAUGGUCAAGUAGAUGAAGGUCUAGAGGGUGUCAAUGGUUCAGCUCUCCCAGACGGUGAAUCUGGUGAACUGGUUGCUACGGCUGCGUUUCCUUGUACACCAGUUACAUUCUGGGGUGAAGAUGGGCCAGGGAAGUAUUUCAAAGCAUAUUUUGCUAGGUUCAACAACGUAUGGACACAUGGAGACUUCAUCACUAUCCAUCCCCUCACCAAGCAGGUAAUCUUCUCCGGCCGCUCCGACGGUGUCCUCAACCCAUCCGGCAUCCGUUUCGGAUCAGCAGAGAUAUACAAUGUCCUCGAGACACAAUUCGCAUCCGAAGUACUUGAAUCAGUCUGCGUGGGCCAAAGACGUCCACAAGAUCUAGACGAAUCAGUCUUGCUCUUUGUCCAGAUGCAACCAGGUCGAAAAUUCACUGAAACCCUUGUACAGCGCAUGAGAGAUGCGAUUCGCAAAUCACUUAGUCCACGACAUGUACCAAAGUACAUCUUUGAGACACCUGCGAUUCCGACAACGGUCACUGGCAAAAAGGUCGAACUUCCAGUUAAGCAAAUUGUAUCUGGAAAACGAAUCAAGCCAUCUGGAACACUGGCUAAUCCUGAGAGUUUGGAGUUUUACUAUCAAUUCGCUGAAGUUGAAAAACUGGGCAAAGUGCGAGCCAAGUUGUAAUUUCGAUAUCAAUCCGGGGGUGGCGGAUAUGAAUGUAAUUACGUACAUAGACACUAUCAACACAAUGUAUAUCGACUCUAUCGCAGUAUCAAUCCAAUUUCAGCAUCAUCCCCAGCGAAUGCGGCGCCGUAUACACAAACCCAUUCCUCUCAUACAACUUCCUCCCCGGCUCAUCAGCAAGUAGAUUAACAUACGGCUUUGGACCCCCAUUCUCAAGAACAUCAGCCACCACAGGUUCCGCCCUGAUUCUCUGAAUGAGCUGUUUGAGCACAUAGUCACCCAGUCCUUUCCUCUGAUGGGAUGGUAAAACAGCCAUAUCGGCGAUUACGAAGUACCAGCCUCCGUCACUGAUUAUGCGGCCCAUGGCGACAAUCUCGGGCUUUGUUUCUAUUGCAUUCUCGGUCGAGGACUCAGAAGGAGUGUAUUUGAUCAUGCAGCCGUACCAGCUCCCCUUCGGUACGGCUUGGGCUUGUACGAGAGAAACGGCUGCGAGACCGGAGGUUUUGCGUAGAUUGCAGUAAAUCUCGGCGGGUGGGUAGCCUAUAUGCAGACUGUAACCUGGCGGAAGUUGACGUGCCAUUUUCUUGUUCAAUUUUGGUAUAUUGCUUUGGAAAUUGUCUUUCCUGCUCUUCGUCGUUAUAACUCGGGUUUUAUAGUUGUACGCAUGAGAUGGAU